Plasmodium vinckei vinckei is the source of this 4353-nucleotide messenger RNA. Its product is annotated as kinesin-8, putative. The transcript is spliced from 5 exons. Lineage: Eukaryota; Apicomplexa; Aconoidasida; Haemosporida; Plasmodiidae. The record is from RefSeq and is a predicted model, not a curated record. Gene Ontology annotation, molecular function: ATP binding; microtubule motor activity; microtubule binding. The coding region runs from base 1 to 4353 and encodes 1450 amino acids. Gene Ontology annotation, biological process: mitotic spindle organization; microtubule-based movement.
AUGGAAGACAAAGAAAUUGUACAGUCAAAUUCAAAUGGUGAUAACCAUUUAAUAAACCUUAAAAAUGAUCAAGAUAAAAAUUCAUCAACUACUCAUAUUCCUUCUCGCUAUUCAUCAUUCGAAUCAGAUGUACAGACAUCAAAACAGAAAAAUAAUGGAAUCUAUAAUAAUGAUCAACUUAGCAAAAUUAUGAAUAAUACAUCAUCGAGAGAUAAUAUUCAAUAUUGUAACAAUAGGAUUGAUGACACAAACUCGACAGAAAAACAACAUUUACAAAAAUAUUUUUCAAAUAAUUCUACAUCUAAAUAUACUAAUUCGAUAGAACACCAAAAUAUGAUGAAUAUACAUGAUGAAGAUUUAGAUGCAUGCAAAACAAAUGAAACAAACGAACAGGUUGAUAUAAAUAAUAAAGAAAAGAUAAAAAAUGAAUAUGAAGAAUUCAAAAAUGCUCACGGUUUAAAUUUUCAAAAUAAUUUUUAUAAAAAAGAAGAAACAUAUGAAAAGAAAUUAAUAGAACCCAUAAAAAAUACAUCUAUAAAAACAGAAGAUCAAAAAGGUUCCAUGAAAAUAUUUGUUAGUAAUUAUGGAGAUAAUAUAUAUAGAAACACAGAAAUAGAAAAAAAUCAAACAGAAUCAUGUAAAAAUUUUACAGACCAAAAAUAUAAAACUCAAUAUUAUGAUGAAAAUAAAUUAUCACCUCUAUAUAAAAAUAAAAGUGAUAAAUUUUAUGAUACAUUUAGUGACGAAAAAAAAGAACUCCAUUUUAAUUCAAUAGAUAAAUUAAUGAAAGAAAUACAAAUAUUUAAUAAUUCUAUGCAAACUAUAACAUCUAAUGAUCCUACUUUUAUACAAACAAAUUGUAAAAAUAUGUAUUCAGAAAAUAAUUCAAAUAAAAGAGAGACACACGAAAUAAAUAACAAUCUUAUUAUAGAAAACCAAAUUAGUUGUUCUAAUACAUCUACAGAUGUAUGUUUUGUUGAAUCACCUCAAAAUUCAAAUCGAGAAACACCAACUAUCCUUGAUCAUGAAGAAUAUAAUCUUCAAGAUUAUUCCAAUCAUAAUUGUUAUGAAAAAAUUGAUUCCGUAAAGAGUUUUAAAAACUUGGAUAAAUCUGAAAUCAAAACAGAAAACUCUAUUUUAUAUAGUGAGGAUAAAGAAACUUAUCAUACAGAAUCAAACCAAAAUAACUUAAUGGAUAGCCAACUAAAUAAAUCAGAUGUAGAAUACACAGAUCAAGCAUCUGAUAAAAAUAGCUCAUACAAACAAAAUAAUGUAUUAUCAAACUCAAUAAAAUUAACAGAUGUAGAACCAUAUAACAAAUUAGAUAACGAAGAAUCUAUUGAAACUAGUAAAAUAUCAUCUAACCAAUGGGAAGAAAUGAAAAAAAGUUUUUAUGAUAUUGAAAAUAAUUUGCUUUACCUUAACAGAGAAAAUAAUUAUUCUUUAGAACGAAGUAUAGAAGCUAACGAAUUAUUGAAUUCUAAACAUUCUGAAACAAACGAAGAAAUAAAAUUUGAAAAAGAGGAGACACCAAAAAUAUCAUAUCACACUGAUGAAGAAACAACAAAAUCACAUCUAGAUGGUGACAAACAAUCUCCAAUUUAUAAUUAUGCACAGAAAGAUUCAUUUCCAAAUUAUGAAUAUGAUGAUACAGAAAAUAAACAUCUAAAUAUUAUAAAACAUUAUUCAGAUAAAGAUGAAAUAUUUCAAAACAAAAAUAAUAUAUCCGAACAAUUUAAUUAUAAUUAUUUACAGGAUUCCAUUAAUAUACAAAAUUCACUAAAUAGUUCUACUCCUAAAGAUUGUCAAAAUAAAUCAAAUUCUUGUUACACUGAUAAGGAACAUGAUACACAUUCUUCUCACACUAGGAGAAGCAUAAUUCCGGAUCUUAACUUAGAAAGAUGUAUCUAUUCAAAGGAGGGUUCUCCUACUGGUGCAUCUGAUACUCCUAACGAAAUUGACGUAUCUAACAGAGCUGAUGCAUCUACACGAAAUGAUACAGCUCGAAUUAGUCCCAUAGGAAAGGGAAGGACACCACGAAGUUCAAAAAGUGGAGCAUCCACCAAACCAUCUUUUGCAGUCGUAAAAACAGGAAAAAUAAAACAAACAGAAAAGGAUCUAGUAAAAACACCAAAAGUGUUUAAAAAAAAUGAAGGACACACAAGAACUAGUGUUAAUGUAGUAACUAAACCAUCUUCAAAUUAUAAUAUUUCAUCAAAUGCAAAUUGUUCUCCCCAGUGUAAUAGUGGAGGAAAUGGAAUCACUCCUACAUCUACUAAAUCAAAUAAAAAUGAAAAAGAUAUAACAUAUAAUAUGAAUGUUGUAAUUAGAUGCAGACCUAUGAAUAAUAAUGAAAAAAAUGAAGGAGCAAAAAAUGUUAUAAAAAUUAUGGAUAAUAAAAUGAUUGUACUACUAGAUCCAAGUGAUCAUUCCGAUAAUGUAUUAAGACAAAAUAGAACUAAAGAAAAAAGAUAUUGCUUUGAUUAUGUUUUUGAUGAAAGUAGUACCCAAGAAGAUGUAUAUAAUAAUAGUGUAAAACCAUUGGUAGAUGCAGUAAUCAAAGGAUAUAAUUCAACAGUUUUUGCAUAUGGAGCUACAGGUGCAGGUAAAACACAUACAAUUAUAGGAUAUAAAAAUGAACCCGGUAUUAUGAUGAUGAUAUUACAAGAUCUAUUUAAAAAAAUUAAAACAUUAAAAGCUAUGAAUGAAUAUAAAGUAAAAUGUUCCUUUAUCGAAAUUUAUAAUGAAAAUAUAUGUGAUUUAUUAAAUCCAUCAAGUGAAUAUCUUGAUUUAAGAGAAGAUCCUGUAAAAGGUAUAACUGUGUCUAACAUUUAUGAAGUAUGUACUACAUCUGUUGAAGAAAUUAUGGAAUUAAUUCAUACAGGAAAUAGAAAUAGAACCCAAGAACCCACAGAUGCAAAUAAAACCAGUUCUAGAAGUCAUGGUGUGCUACAAGUAACUGUUGAAGAAACAGAAAAAGGACAAGGCCUAUAUCAACAAACAAAAAAAGGAAAAUUGUGUGUUAUAGAUUUAGCAGGUAGUGAAAGAGCUAGCCAAACUAAUAAUAAAGGAAUGAGAAUGCUAGAAGGUGCAAAUAUAAAUAGAUCAUUGUUAGCUCUAGGAAACGUUAUAAAUGCAUUAGUAUCUAGAAGUAAAGGAACUAGUAAAUCAAAUUUUAUACCAUUUAGAGACAGUAAAUUAACAAGAUUAUUAAAAGAUUCUUUAGGGGGUAAUUGUAAAACUUUAAUGAUUGCCAACAUAAGUCCUUCACAUCUAUCUUAUGAAGAUACUCAUAAUACACUAAAAUAUGCAAAUCGAGCAAAAAAUAUUAAAAAUAUUGUUACAUCUAAUUCGGUUGUAGUUAAACAUCAUUUAACUAUGUAUAUAGAUGUAAUCGAAAAAUUAAAAACGGAAAUAGAAUCAUUAAAAGAACAAUUAAACGAUAAAGAAAAAAUACAUGAUUUUAUAAUAUCUGAAUCUAAUUCUACAAAUUAUGAUUAUUAUGAUUCAGUUAAAGAUUAUGAUAAAAAUUCUUCUAGGGAAGAAUUGCUCAAUGUUAUCUAUUUCUUAAAACGAGAAAAUCAAAAACUUAGAUGCAAUUUGGGUUCUAUGACCCCACAUACUUCAACUUUAGAUACUUCCACUCCAACAAACGAACUUAUUAAAUAUGGAGAAGAAAUUAAUAAUAUCAAAAUUAUUAAUGAAAAGUUAUUUAUAGACAAUAAAAAAUUCCAAAUCAAUCUACAAGAACAUAUCCAAAUUUCUGAAAACCUAAAAGAAAUUAACGAAGAAUAUAAAAAUCAAAUCAGUUCUCUAAAAAAUAUGCUUUACAACCAUGACGUUAGUCACCUUCAAAUGCGUCGCUGGCUCGAUGACCUUAAACGCAAAUACACACAAUUAAAGGAAAACAUAAAAGAUAACGACAAUGCCCAACUCCUCGAAGGAUUGCAGGAUGAACUUAACAAAGUUUUUGAUGAACGAAAACAAAUAAAGAAUUUUAUUUUGAAUAUCGAACGGAAUCUUGUUGAAAAUAAAGAGAUAGCUAUGGAUUCACUUAAAGGAAAUCAUUUUAAAAUGUUACAAGAAAAUAAAAAUAAAAUGGAAAAUCAACUACAAAUAAAUAUCAAACAAACUAACAAUUUAAUAAAUAAAUUAGUCACAAAUAUAAAAGAUGAACAAAUGAAAAGCUUCAUGUAUUUAUUCUAUACCAACACUCUUCUUAUGCAAGAGCGAGAAGAUUUUCAGGAUUUUUUCGAACUAUCCUCUGUCAUAAUUAACCAUAAAGAAAAACAACUUCAACAAUUAAUGGAUACAUCAAAGAUUUCAAAUAUUUCUAAUGCUCCCAAAAAAUAA